ACUGAUUCCAGAUGCAACAAACACGGUUUGCUUUUGAUCUAAAUCAAGUAUACACAAGCUCAAGCGAUAGCAUUAGGAAGUUGUAUUAAAAACUACAAAUCCUAGACUGCGUUUCACAGCCCCGGUGGAGUUAGGUCUGGGUGAUGUAGUUGAUGUGAGCAGUGUGCGCUGCGCAGGGCUUUGUGUUCAACUACAGUCCCCACACGUCACUGAUCCGCGGAUAUCUCACCGCUGCUGUUUCUCUCCGCAGUCUAGCGCUCUCUCAUUUUUAGCGGAUUGGCAAAACAGGGUAGGAUCACUAGGAGGAAUACAAAAACAUAAGCAAAAAUGGCAGAGCUUGGAGCGGGGAGCCUGCUAACAGGAGAUCCUGCUUUUAAUUAUCAAGAGCAUGAGCUAAACGAGCGCUUGAAGCGGCUGUACCCGGCCGUGAAUGAGGAAGAGACCCCCUUACCCCGAUCUUGGAGCCCCAAGGAUAAGUACAGCUACAUCGGGCUCUCACAGAAUAAUCUGCGGGUGCAUUACAAAGGCCACGGAAAAAACCACAAAGAUGCAGCAUCUGUACGGGCCACCCAUCCUAUCCCUGCCGCUUGUGGUAUCUACUACUUUGAGGUGAAGAUCGUAAGCAAAGGAAGGGAUGGGUACAUGGGUAUUGGACUGUCUGCCCAGGGGGUCAACAUGAACAGGCUUCCUGGUUGGGACAAGCACUCCUAUGGUUACCAUGGUGACGAUGGACACUCCUUUUGCUCUUCAGGGACUGGCCAACCGUAUGGCCCAACCUUCACAACGGGCGACGUCAUUGGCUGCUGCGUGAACCUCAUCAAUAACACAUGCUUUUACACCAAGAAUGGGCACAGUUUAGGUGUGGCUUUCACAGAUCUGCCACCUAACCUGUACCCCACAGUAGGGCUACAGACUCCAGGGGAGAUAGUAGAUGCUAAUUUUGGCCAGCAGCCUUUUGUGUUUGACAUUGAGGACUACAUGAGCGAAUGGAGGGCCAAGAUCCACAGCAUGAUUGCCCGCUUCCCCAUCGGAGAAAGACUGGGAGACUGGCAGUCUGUUCUGCAGAAUAUGGUGUCCAGCUACCUAGUGCAUCAUGGGUAUUGUGCCACAGCAAUGGCCUUUUCCAGAGCCACAGAGACCAUGAUCCAAGAGGACCAAACCUCCAUAAAAAACAGACAGAGAAUACAGAAGCUGGUAUUGGCAGGACGUGUUGGAGAAGCCAUUGACGCAACACAGCUGUUGUACCCCGGACUCCUAGAACACAACCCCAAUUUACUCUUCAUGUUGAAGUGUCGGCAAUUUGUGGAGAUGGUGAAUGGUACAGAUAGUGAGGUACGGUGCUUUAGUGUCCACUCUCCUAAAUCACAGGACAGCUAUUCUGGCUCCCCCAACCUGAGCCCGCGGCACGGAGCCACCAAUGCUCACGUGCACAACACAGGUGCAGACAGUCCCACAUGCAGUAACGGGGUCAACCCUACUAACAAAAAUAAGAGCCACAACAAAUACACAGGCGUAAGCUCCACCUCCUCCUCUCCAUCCUCCUCUCCUUCCUCCGUCAAUUACUCCGAGUCCAACUCUACCGACUCCACCAAGUCACAGCCCCACAGUGCCACCAGCAACCAGGAGACUAGUGAUAGUGAGAUGGAAAUAGAGGCAGAACAUUACAGCAACGGCGUGACAGAAAGCUCAACUCGCAUUAUGAAUGGCACAUACAAACACCAGGAAAUCCUGCAGGCGGAUGACAACGGUGUUGGCAAUGGAGUUGCAGAUGAUAGCUGCAGCUCAAGACAGCUGUGUGGAGGAAACCAGGCGGCCACCGAGAGAAUGAUCCAGUUCGGCAGAGAGCUUCAGGCCCUCAGCGAGCAGCUCUGCCGCCAAUAUGGCAAGAACACCACUCACAAGAAGAUGCUGCAGGAUGCAUUCAGUCUGCUGGCGUACUCAGACCCCUGGAACUGCCCCGUGGGCCAGCAGUUGGACCCCAUGCAAAGAGAGGCGAUCUGCUCCGCUCUCAACAGCGCUAUUCUGGAGUCUCAGAAUUUGCCCAAACAGCCUCCACUCAUGCUGGCUCUGGGUCAGGCCACCGAGUGUGUGCAGCUGAUGGCCAGGGUUCGCUCUGGUUCCUGCUCCUUCGCCAGAGUCGACAACUUUUUGCACUAGCACCAGUCCAGGAGGGAGCACCAAGGCAGUGUUCAGGACGGCUAAGAGGAGGACUUUCUGGUUGGCUGCCAUGACGAGAACAAGCGUUUGAAUUGGUGUGUCACUUGCCGUUUGCCAGAAGCAGCCGAGCAGAUCGAAUAGAAACGAGAAGAGAGGCUUCUUUUUAAUUUAGUAUUAUCAAAUACAAAUUGUGUGACACUAUUUAAAGAUUAAUUAAUUAUUCUGUUUAUCUAGUCAUUUUUAUUUUAGUUUAUAUUUUGUCUGUUUGUUGUGCUCAUCUUGAAACAAAUCAACUUCCCAAACAAUUAUGUUUUUUUCAUGGGUGAAUUCAGUGCAUAUCAAAAACAGACGUAAUGGUAAGUUCCUACUGAAAAUUUGAGCUACUCACUCUGGUUUUCUCAGUCAGAGCUCAGGUAUUUAGACAGAUGUUCGGGAUAUUUGCGGACACAGGUGUCUCUUCACCAGAUCAUACUGUGAGUGUCUAAGCAAGUCCUUUUCUAUGUACAAGCAAAUUCUACAGUUUUUUUUGUUUUUAUUUGGUCAACCUCAACAGCCCCUUUUGGAAUUAAAUGGACGCUGGUGUUGCGCAUACAUGAAUUAAGUGUGAGCUUACAAUGUUUCAUUGCCGUAAGUGUGUGAGAGAGGGUGAGAUAAUGCAUGGCUCCUAGUGUCUUUUAAGCUACUUCAGUAUCUCAGGCACCAGCACGAGUUUGAUUCGACACAAUCACGCAGCGACGACGCACACUUACCCUUGUGUCCAAUGUAGAUGAAUUAUAUUUUCAAACAUAGACCUUUGCCCAAAAAUACAUCUAUUUUACUGAUAUUUUAACAUCUUUAUAGCAGUGGGUACCAUAAAAUGUCAACUUACACUCAAGUUUUAAGUUUUAAUUUAGGUAUAUUGAAGUAAACAAGUGGUUUUCUGAUAUUUGUGGCUGUACCAAAUAAAAACGCAACAUUUUUGACAAAAGAACAUUAA
Molecule: messenger RNA, 3133 nt
Organism: Carassius carassius (crucian carp)
Lineage: Eukaryota; Metazoa; Chordata; Actinopteri; Cypriniformes; Cyprinidae
Product: ran-binding protein 10-like
Exons: 15
Coding region: 328-2157 (609 amino acids)
Biological process (GO): cell surface receptor signaling pathway; cytoskeleton organization
Cellular component (GO): cytoplasm
Molecular function (GO): protein binding
Source: RefSeq, a predicted model, not a curated record